Messenger RNA from Harpegnathos saltator (Jerdon's jumping ant), 11973 nucleotides. RefSeq names its product transmembrane protein tincar (gene tinc). Lineage: Eukaryota; Metazoa; Arthropoda; Insecta; Hymenoptera; Formicidae. The record is from RefSeq and is a predicted model, not a curated record. The transcript is spliced from 18 exons. Bases 1067 to 4888 code for a protein of 1273 amino acids.
UCCGCCGAAAUACAUCGUCCGGUAUUCUCGCUCGGUAGUUUUCGCGGCGUAUUUUCAUUUCGCGCUGCGGCAUCGCGAACGCGGGCAUCGUUCGCGACGCGGGACGGAUCGACCCUGCUCGCACGCGAGUGAAGUCCCGGUCAGUCCCGCGACUGCGAGAAACUCAGCGACGCGCGAUGUCCGUCCGUUGGUCCAUCGACCAAGCUUGACACUUGGGGGCACUACGCCGUGGAGAGCGUCCAUCUGUCCAUCUAUCCAUUCAUCCAUCCCAAGAAGACGAUAAUAACGCGACGCGGCGCGCAAUCUCAAUUUCGAUCGAGGUUCGAACGACGCCGUAGAGCGGCGAGAGAAAGAGAGGGAAGAAGGACAGGAGGGAGAGGAAAGUCUCUCUCGUGGCUAAGUUCAGGCGAUCACUUGCUUCGAAUCAGUCGUAACGGAACAGUGUUGAUGACCGCCGAAGAGAGUGGUGGUGUGUCCGGUGGUGGAAAUUGUGCUAUUUCGCGUUCGAGAAGCUUGUAACAGCGUGCGUAACGACACGCGACGCGUGAUCGUGAGCUAAGUCGCCUGUUUGACUUAUUCGUCGUCCGUUGUGGACAGAGUGCUCGGCUCGGCUCGCCAAGUCGUGGAGUGUAAAUAAACACGCGCCCGUCGCUCGUCUCUCGCCGCGCUCGCGGAUUGUUGUCGGAUUAUCGGGACGAUGUAAACGGGAUUGUACGUGCGGUAGUGAUUGCGGGAGUGCUCUGAAGAAUCGAUCAAGGAUUGAACAUUCUGCAUCUUCGGCUUCAGCUAGCGGCCCGCAAGCGGUGUAUCCAGCAUCCCCGGCGUCCUGCGAUCUGGAGAGGUAUCGUGGCACACCUCGAGCUGCUGUAAGCGGACAGCGUCGUAUCUGAAUUUACGCCCAAUCCUUCCGGCACUCGACACAUUGAUCUGUUUGCUGUCCUAUUCUCGUACGCGGACCGGCUCACCGUUCGGCGCUACCACCGCCUAGAGAUGCUAGAUCUUCGAAUCAAUUAUCGCGGAGAAGCCUACUCGAGACUUUAGAAGACUCGACAGAAAUCUGGACAAAAUGUCGAUGACUGGGAGCUUAAUGGGAUACGAGAACAACAACGAUGUGAACCAGGCCAAGUGUAAGAAGCCGUUGAAGCCGCUACCGGUUGUGUCGAGCAUCAGCUCGAGCGGCGUAACCACCACUUCGAGCAAGUCGAAGAAAGCGCGAAAAUCGGCGAGGAAAGAAUCGUGCAUACGCGGUCAUGUGAACAGCCUCUGGUCCGUCUGGUACGGCAUUCUAGCUGUCGCUUUUCAAGCGUACAUAGCAAUGAGAUACGCCAGACGAUUCGCCGCCUACCUGUCAUUACCGUGGCCGGCAGACGCGCCACCUCCUAAAAUCGAACUGUACGCCUGCCUGGUGCUGGCCGGCACCGGGGUGGUUUUACUCCCGGUGCUUCUUGGUGCGGCGUUCUUGAAGCUCGGCAAUCUCGCGAACGACGGAAUAAAACUGGGCCGACAUUUGAGCGCUUGCUCGCGCGACCCACCGUCUUCGCUUCUCACCAAUAACGCCGAUAACAGUCUGGCGAAUAAUUUAUGGAGACACGGCGGCCCUACGGCGGCCUUCGUGCACCUCUGCACGGCCAUGUGCUUCCUCCUACCCUCUCUGCUCAUGGAGGCGAGGCUAAUACACGCUGGAUUCCUGCCAAAAGACGCAAUAUGGAGGACCGAUCUGGACUGGGUGGUGAUCCAUCGCGAUCGUCUGGUGCUGUUGAGCUUCAUGAACCCGAUCGGCAACCUAAGCACCUUGAGUGGCACGAUAACUCCGCAGCCCUUCGUAACCUUAACCCCGGACGAAGCCGGCUUUAACGAGGACCUCGAUGAGCUCGCCACCCCGACGUCCGGUCUAACGAAUAUCGCGCUUCCCGACGCGGUCGAGACUCGAGCCGCCGGCGAGACGACCACGAUGUUCUCGAUGAUCAUCCAACCGAUCGCCACCAAGCCAACUGGCGCUGCCAGCUCCGCAACGACUACCGGCAAGACAGCCACGACGGCGAGCACAACGAGUACCUUCGAGGCAACUUCGACGGCCCAACCGAAGACGACGGUGUUGCCGAAAGGCAGCACCGCCAGACGGCCGACCAUGAGAACCAUCGUCAGGAACGGCAGUUCGAAGGGCAGGUCAAAGGCGAAGAAUCUCACGAGGGUAUCCACCACGCCGAGGCCUGCCAGAGCGGCCGGUGGGAACAUGACUGCGCAGAAUAUGCCGCUGACGAUGAACAGUCUGGCGGAUCUCGAUCAUCCCGAGAAUCUGAAUCUGGAACUGCAGACAGCCGAAUCAUACGGCCCGAUUACUCUGGAAUAUCUGAAUUACGCCGUCGCGCUCGGCGUAUACUCGGUAAGAUAUCCCGCCGUCUUCUGGUCGUGCAACAAAGCAUUGGGCACAAUCUUCAGUCUGCAGUUGGUCGUAAAUUCAGCGCAAAGUCUGCUGGCUUACGCCGGAAUGUCUGUCCUUUACAAGGUGCAAGUUGUAGGACCCUUGAAAGUCCUGCCGCUCCUGCGUCACCGUACCGUAGCGACCAGCAGUACGAUUUCAACGAUAUUCGGAGACUCCUACUUUCUGCUGAAUCCCCACGUAACUCUCGUGCUCUUCGCCCUCUCGUCCCUCCUCGUGCUCUGCUCCAGCAUGGUCAUGUACUUCUACGCUCAUGGCAGAUUCACGGCGUUCCUGAAUCAGGAGCGCGAACGUCGCGUGAUCCUGCCGAAGGACGGCCGCGAUGGUAACGGCUGGGUCUACUUCACGCACUGCACCGCGCUGUGCGUGUUCCUGGCGAUCGCGAUCUGCAGCGCGCCGUUGCUCUACGACUACACCGUGGUGUACCGCGGCAGCCUGGACGGCGCCAUCCUCGCCUGCAUCAUCGGCACGAUCCUCCACCUCUUCCUCUGGCUGUUGCUCUGGAUCUUCCUCACCAUCAAGCAACGCUGGACGUUCAAGCUGCGCGUCACCAUCGGACGCGCCACCGUUAGGUCCGCCAGGUCGGUGAAGCUCGUCACCGACGUCGACCUGCUGUCGGCCAGGGAUGACGACGAGAGCACCAGCGCGCCCCUCCUCGUCGUCGGUAACGGCAGGACGUACACCAUCGCCGAUACCUCGCCCAAAAAGGCCAUUAUGAGCGUCAUACAGAAGGCCGCGAUGGAGAGGAAAGCGCGAUCUCAAGGCGGAAACGCCGAUGGAGUCGACGGGGAAUCGACGGCCGACGGUGACGAGCAGAUCUACUGGCUCAGGCCGAAAUUACGCCCUUCGCCCGCGCAAUCUCCGAACGACACCGCCGGCGCGCCGACGUCCGACAAGGGUUGGCUGAACAAGAAACUGAAGCCUAAGGUCACCUUUAACGACCUGCCUAGUACGUCAGGCUCGCGUAAUAAGGGAAAAGCCAGACGAGGUGUCACUGACGGCGGGCCUGAUGAUGACGGAGAUUACGCCACGUUACGUGAAUUACCGCUGAUCACUUCGCUAGAUCCGGCCGACGACUCCACCUCCGAAGAGAACAAGCGGACGAGAUGGCCGAUAACACGUAGGGACGGUAUACCUAAAUUCCGAAACUUGCUCGAGUGCGUGAACGACGAUCAAGUGACUUACUACGCGAGUGCGAAUCGCGACCUACAACCGUCGGAGGGUGAUCCUUCGCCCCUACUCACCCCCGACCCGCUACCCGAUCCCGCAGCGGAACCGCUUCCGCUGCCACCUCCGACUCCAACCUCCGCACCAACCACCGAAAUUGUCACGGCGCCACUAACUACAAACGCCCAGAUGAACGGUGGUCAGACGCCGCGUUGCCUGCGCCGUGCGGACUCUGGGAUGCCGCACGACGAGCUAACCCCGCGCUCGGACUCGUCCAACUCGCCGCCCCUCGACGCGGUGGGUGGCGGCGCCGGCUCGGUCGCCGGUCGCAGCAACACCAGCAGCAACAGCGAGACGUCCAGCGGCGUGCACAGCAACGCCAGUAACGCCAGCAACGCCAGCCACAGCAGCUCCCAACGCCGGGCGACCAGCGUGGAUGACCUGACCGGGGAGCCGCGCGAAGAACCGCGCGAGCAGUGGCGCAGUUGCUCGCUCCAGCGAGGAACGCAGCCGCCCACGGCGAACAGCACAUUCUCACCCCCCAACAGUCGCCCCGGCACCAGCCAGUCCUUCUCCUCACCCCAGUACGUGAACCACGUGCCGCCGUUCACCAACGCCGUCAACAAUGACAUCGGCGCCGGCUGCCCGGCGGUCAUCCUGGAGAACCCGAACGAGGCUACGGUUGUGAUCCGCCGCAAACUCUCGAGAACGAAACUGACGGACCCGCUGAACCCGAACGAGGAGCCGUUCGGCCGAUCCACCAACAUGCGGAUGACCUCCUUCACGGAGAGCAACGACAUCCGCAUACAGGCUUCCUCGGCGACCCUGCCGCACUAUCCCACGCAGCCGAUCGUCACGUAUCCGCAUUGCUCCACGAUGCCGUUGCCGCACGCGUCUCACAGCGUAGCGGGUGCCAACAUGAGCGGCGGCUCCACCGGCAGCUGCGGUUCCGUGCCGCGGCACACGUUUGUGCCGCCACAGGUACACACCACCGUGCCGGCGCACACGACACUACCGUCGCAUCACAACGGUGUCAGGCUACUCCACGGCGGCGGAGGCAACAGCGGCGGAUGCGGCCCCAGCAAUCCGUUCGUCAAGAGGUUCCCGGCGGUGCACCUGCACACCCAACCGUGGGCGCUGCCGGGCCAUCAUACUUUCCCGCAGCUGCCGCAGAGCAACAACAAGCUCUCCGCCACUGCGCAGAUCAGACAGAGCGAUCGGGACUCGGCGAACUUCUCCAUGGCCAGCAGCGGCGACUCCGACACGUGUUUGCCGCAUUAAAGCGCGAGCAAACGUGUGCCGUGUGAAAACCGCCGCUGGCUUUAGACGUAUUAUCAGGGAGUGUGAGCGUGCCAGUCGCGCCGGCCAACUCCGGACUCUUGUCGGAGGGUCUGAGUGUGUUUUAGGUGAUACUCGGUAUUUUCGUAAUUGACAUUUCGUCAUAUUGGACGAACGAGGCUGCGGUUCCACCACCGCUUCUCUCCACUGGGAGGCUUGUUCUUCGACGGUAGUUGAGAUCGAUCGACGACGCGUCGGCCGGAGAAGAAGUUUGCGCGAACUCGAGGCGAAUUGAGCGCGCACGAAUGAACUCGGCUGCGGGAUCGACGGUUAAUCCGUAGGGGGAGCAGUGAGCGCAAUUGUAAUCGCGCGCGUCAGCGCGUCGCGUUAUCAGGUAUGAGUUGUUUAAGGAAUCGUGUGAGAGCGCGUUCUCUGUGCGCCUCUCGCAUGUCGACAUUCGGAGAAAGCAGAGAGUCGGGUUUCGGGUGACACGACAUAUCACACGCACUUUGCCGUUUGUUAGCGUAUAAAUAUGGCAUUCCUUCAUAUCGCUAUCUCUAUUUUUUAUAAUCUGAUCUAACCCGACUCGUCGGUCGGAUCUUACCUGAUUAUUUAGAUAGAUGUGCGACUAUGUGCUGUUGAUGUAGAGUUCGUCGCUGAUGAAUCGCGUACAAGCAUGAAAAUUCCAUUCGUUUUAAUAAACGGCAAACGUGAGCGACGUAAAGAAAAAAAAGAAAAAGACAGAUAAAACAAGGAUGAAGGAAGCGCGAACGAUCAUCGCGCCACGAGUAGCUCUCGUGGAGAUGACUAAUAACUAUAUUCAUAAAAGCACCAAUUCCGUUACAUACAUAUCCUACAUAUGUUGUGAUCCUAUUUUAUCUCUAAUCUCUCGCAGCAAUAAAACGAAAUAUUCGGAGCGAAUAGUAAUAAAUAGCGAAACAAUAGUUACUCGAUCAAGAAAUCCUCAUCCUGAUUAAGACGCGUGAAAUCGGAUUACGAUUAAUUGAUACAAGUAUAAAUAAUAAUAAAUCUCUAUGCUCGAGUUUGCGCAAACGUCUCGCGGCACGCGUCGACUCGUGCUUAUAGUUAAAAAUCGUCAUUUCCAUUCUAUUAUCUCGAUAUACGAGGGAGAUAAACGCUUCGCGUGUUUUGAAGAUGCCGAAAGCAGUCGUCGGCGGGCGAGAGUGAGAAUAACGUAGUUAUCCUAUUUUAGGUAUGGAAAAAAAGUUAUCGUGUUGUCCUAAAUAAAAUUUGUGUAUAGAAUGAAAUAAGGAUAGUCGGUUAAGGAAAUGUGGAAAAACUCGGGUCGCUACUUGGUAAGCACGUAUGCUUCUGUAUAUUUAAGAUCUUUUUUCUACCGACAACUAUUGUAAAUUUUGUUAAAACAUAUUUGUACAUUGCUGAUUGUUUGUUUGUACUACGACUCGGGCGAGUCACUUUUUUAACUGCGAUAAGGUGAAAAGUGAACAGAUAUUUUCACGUUCGAAAUGCCAUGUUCCAGCUGUGCGCGAGACCCUUUUUUCGUAAUCUUUCAUUGUCUUUCCUUUUCGCUGAGUCGGAUAAGUGGCAAUGAGCAAAUGAGUUGUCCAUUAUCAUUAAUCCCGUUCAGCUGGUUAGAUAACAAGUAAUUUCAUCAUUAUUUAAUUUUUCCUAUUUUUGUCCUACAUAUAUACUUUUUCGUCUAGAUCCGUCGUCAUCGAGAUGAAUGUUUAUUUGUCCGCGAAUCUUGUAUGAGUUGUACGUUUAUAAAUAUUAGGAAUUACGUACGAGAUGAUGCGCGAACGGUUUUUGUAUUGAAUUAUUAUACCGUAGGAACACAGUGCCGAUUGCAGUCGUGCGAUUUACGGCCUCGACGAGAUUUUUACGGUACAUACAUCCAGAAAUUCACCUUAAAUCUCUUUAUGGCCUGAUAACAGGAUGCUCUACAAGGCUCUCCUCGGCCUUGGCGUGUCGUAAGCCGUGUCGUAAGAUUUGCAAUAUUAACAGUGCCAUCAGAGUUAGUAAGCACACAAUCAGCAUAGAGAUAGGGACGGUACUUUGUUCCGUAAUAAUAAGCAGAGGCUGCUCAUGCCGUUUAGUUUAUGCUGCGAGCAACAGCCGAAGAUGAUUCAUCGCGCGACGAUAAUGUGUGCUAUUUAUCUGUCUGUGAGAGUACCCAGCAUUUCUAUACCAGUCUGUAGUCUGAUACUCUUCGUUACGAUCAUCGCGCGAGAUGCGCAGCGUACGCGAUCAACAUUUCACGCGCGACGUUCCUACCCUUUUGAUUUCUUCUCUUCUCUUCUCAUUAUCGGAGAUAAUUCUAUCUAUCUGUUGGUAUAUUAUUUAUAAAUCGAUGCACAACGAGUAUUUAUUUAACGCUCGCAAACUGUAUGUAUACAAGAGAAUCAUUAGCGCGCCGUAAGAAGAGAAGGACACGCGUGCGUGCGCAGUAUGCCGUGAGCGAAAGUUUGAUGAGGAAGCGAUUACUGCCACUAAUCGUGAAGAUCUACCGAUCUCCAUUGUAUUUACUUAUUUCGUCGACUGCCAUGUUAUUUCGUCCUUUCGUGAAGUAUGAAUAAUCACCGUGCUCGUUUUCACUCGUACCUAGGUGCAUUUACUUGCGCGUACGCCAAUUGGUGCGUGCGCGACGGGCACCGUUCGCUAUAUCGGUUGCGUUCUUUCGCGACUAUAUAUAUCACUUUAUGAGACGCGUGAUAUUACGCAGACAGAGAUUGGUCUCUCGCGAAGAUGCGUCACAUCCUCCUCGAGUCGCUCUCUCUCUCGCAAUCUAAUACGUGACGGACGAAAUGAUGAGCAGCGACGCGACGUUCGCGUCUCGUCGCUAUCACACUCGUUUAUAAUUCUCCGGGAUGGGUGAUGUUCCCGAAGAAGUCAAUAUAUUACAGAUCGAUUCGUCCGCCCAAAAACAAACCGCCAUUUUUCAAUAAAUGCAUUCCUCCGCUCGGAUGGCAAUGCAUGUUGAUGAUUUGUAAUAAUUCGCGAUCGUACAAUCGAAUUCGAUUCCACAGCGAAGCGGAUUCGUUCAUUCGUAGGUCGAUUGACGCUUUAUUAGAUUGCGAAGAGGUCAAAGAGAGGAAUGUGUGUGUGUGUGUGUGUGUGUGAAACUCUCUGACGCAGGUUGGAUGAUUCGGACGAGUGAGGUUGCAUUAUGAUUGAAAUCGUUUACAAUAAAACAUCCGUUUGAUAUGCAAGGCGCAACGAUGAGAAGUAUUGUCCAACCGGACGAAUCCGGUCUGGUUUGCAGGUCUGUCUGAAUGAUAUGAGAUGAGAUUCGUGUCAAUUUACAGAAUCUUUUCGAAACGACGCGACACAAGUUUAGAAUUAAUGAAUUCUCCUUGACGCGAUUAUCAAACCGUCAGGAAUCUGAUGGCCGUGAGCCAAUUGCUAUAAGCGUUAUCAUUAUUCCACGUCACGUAUAUAUAAUGAAACAUUAGCCACACUGUACAAAAGAUUGUACGCACCGUUUCUGAGAGAUUGAAAUGACUUGUUACACGUUAAUCUGAGACAAACGCAGAGAUAUUUUUUUUUUCGUAAACACCGAUGCGAGGACACGAACGCAAUGAUGAACAUGAAAUAGUAUUACACGGUCGUAUAUAUACUCGCGACUCGCAGCACGUGACGUGCUCACGAUUAAAAAGACUUUACGCAUUCCGUGAAGGUGACUACCGGCAACCGAAAGAAAGUAUAAGCGACAAAGUUCGGCGACUCAUACCGGACAAUGUUGAGACAGUGCGAUUCUUCGAGCGAGAUGCGUCUUUGUUUUUCCGGUAUCUUCCAGUUGUACUAGUAAUAAUAAUACAAAAUAUUCUCAAAAUGGACACGCAUUGCCCCGAAAAGUCAGAAUUUCGAAAUUCGGCAACUAGGACAAUUACCCGAAAGUCAUAAAAUAUCAAAACCUGUUGAGACGACAUUCCGAAAUAUAAUUUUCCUGAAACGUAAGAUUGCUCGAGAAACGAGUAUUACCCCGAAAACGAAAAAAAAAAAGAAAUGAAAACCACGAGUGUACUAAUAUUUACCAGUUUGGGUACACUCUUGUACUCGAAUGAGUAGAUAUUAACGCACCCGACUGUACAACGAGACAAUUCCGAUAUUUCCAAUAAAAUUGUAUUUCGGAAAAUUGUCUCGGUGGUCAAGUUCCAGUAUUGACUCCUUAGAAAAUUGUUCCACUUUUUAAAUUUCGAUAGAUUUCCUUUUCGGGACGAUAUGCGGGCCCGCAUCUUGUUUGUAGGAUGCGAUUUCCGUUAAAUGCGAGUUGUUGUGCGAGAAAAAUAUUAACGAUUCACCGAGUCUCGAGAGAUUUAUUUUGAGAGGGAGAUAAGAAAAAUGAAUAGCGUGCUUUUUUCAAUUUACUUAGGAUAUUACACGAAAAAAUGUGAUGUGUAAUCCGAGUGCAAAUGUAGUGGGUUGUAAACGAUCGGUCUACUGUAUCAAGAGUACUUCGUCUUAUCGUAGUCGUAUUAGCGGCAUUUAGACAUUUGCACGAGAGCUUGUAUCGACGGCCGUUUACGGAGAGUGGUAUCGUGAUACCCGCUGCGCGUCUGAGUCUUGGGUUCCGAUUCCGUUGCGAAGCAAAAGACACAGUAGCGCGCAUUGUCUUGUACCGAGACAUGAGAAAGCACCUGUCGACAGGCACAAGAGAUCGACCAAUUGAUCCACGAGCGGCAAGUCAGACACAUUUUUACGACUCAGCGAGCGCUUUGUCAUUGCCGAUCUCGUACAUAUCAUCCCGCAAGGACCAUGCGUUUCGCGAUGACAUUUUUGAGGAUACUCAAACAAUAGCACGAAGCAUCGAUAUCAAGGGCUGGACCAGACUUCUUAACGAUCGAUGAGCUCUAAUACCCGACGCAGUACGAAGAUAUUUUUUAACGGCUAUUUUCGAUACGCUAUCAGACGUAAUGAGGAGAACGGGGAAAUUUUUCGUAGGGAAGAGCUUGAGAUCCAAAUUUAGAGGAAGAAAGAAAGGCUCACAUAUUCGGUCUCCUGAUCGUAAUCCCGCGUAGCCCACUAAACGCUCCCCAGCCUUGAUUCUGUUUCGAAGUAGGUACUUAACGCGCUAGGAUCAUGUAUUAUUCUCUCAAUGCAAGUGCUUCGGCAUAACACUCUCUUCCACAAACUCGCGGGUGCUUCCGUUAUCGAGGAAUCUUCAGACGCUACGACAUUUUCUUGUCCUUGCUGUCUUUCGUAUACAAAAUGAAAGAGAAAAGCUAAUUUUAUAUAAAUCGAAUUAUACAAUUUCCUAAUGUAACUUUUGAAUUUUCCCCUUAAUUUAAACAAUUUUUUUAUCUUCUAUAUAAAUUUUACGUUUUCUCAAACUUAUUUUUUUUUUUUAUUAUUUUGGUGCCAUUUUAGGUCGUACAAAGUCUCGCUAGAACGACAACAAGUGAAUUGACGAUCUCUCGAGCAGUAUCCCAUAGUAUCUAACGAAGAUUUUCUCGAUAACGCGAGUUUGCGCGUAUACACAAUCGAUGCAUUCUUGAUCGCGCCGUCGCAACCGCCAAUGAUACAAUAUUUGCGAGAUGCACACAGCAGCGGUAGUAGCACAAAGAAAAUCCUAUCUUUUGAUAACUGCACCACGGAUACGGCGGACAUUGCUGCGGCGUAAUCGCGACGACCAUCAUAGAAAAUAGUUGUCGUCGUCAGUGGGGCGCGCGUCUCGAUGUAUAAUUAUUCAAGACAUCGCAUCAAGAACAAUCGAAAUAAAUCCGCUUGCUUUUUCGUACGUAACGAACGCGUGUCUCGUUUUCGUUUGGAGAUAAAUAUCAAAAGUUACUCGUUAUCGAAUAUUAAAUUAUUCCGCCUUCUUCCGCUGCCUUUUCUACGCUUAAUGGGGAACGCUUUUUUCCCCAGAGCGCGUAUAAUAAAUAAAUUCAUCCGUCUAUCUCUUCCCUAGACGGAGAGUCGAACGUUCCAUACUUCGAUCGCAUCGCAUUUUAUUCGCGUCUACACAAUGACCUCACGCGAGUCUGAACAUUCGUUCACGUCUGAAUGAAUCACGAUGGACGCUUGCCCCGUUCACGACGACUAUGCUUCGUUUAUACUUGCGUGCAGUUAAAAUCACGUUAGUAGUCGUCAUCGACGUAUGCGAGAAACAAGCGCGGCGACGAAUACAAAAGCUGCCUCUCGCAGAAAUAUUUUUUUACCGUCUAGUGUCAGAGCGACCGUACUCUAAUUCGUUUUAGAUCCGGCUAGAAGAACCUAGACGUAGGGUGUGACCGUAGGCAGUCAAGGAAGGCUCCGCACCGGAGGCGUUUCGAGAGAGCAAAGAGCAACAAAAUCUCUAUUGCCGCGACGCGCAGCCCCGAGAAUCGCUCGUACCUUAACCCGUAUAACGAACACACGUACACUCAAUGUGACUUGAUUGUCAGACAGGAGAGACACAGUUGUAUCGAUAAUAUCCUCGUGAUGAAACAAAUGGCGUCGUAGAUAACUAUGCACUACUACCAACGACAACAUCGAGCACCAAUCAACGUCCCGACGAGCGAAACACUUCUAAGGAUCCGCAAACGCGAGAGCACGCGAACAUUAACGUGAAAAUUACCAUUCAAAUCCUUGGGAUUUCGGAGAGCAUUGAGUAGUGAAAUCGGGAUAGUACAACACAGAUUCAACAAUUGAUACUGUUACAAAAGCUGUUGCUUCAGGCAGGGUUAAGGUCACGAGAUGAACGUCAUGACACCAAGGUCCGACAGUGAAAUUGGCUGAUCAAAAUUCUAAGAUUUUUUUUCUAUUUUUGUUACUUAAUCAUUGAUCACGCGCGGAACCGCUUUUUCAGGUUCCAUCUGAACGAGAGCAUUGCGGAAAGAGCCGGUCAGAGCCCUCCAGGGAAGAAUCACGUCCCAAGGGCGUAUGUAUAACCGCGAGAGAGUGCUUAAUUGAUGAUGUGUCAUUAUCGACGGCUCCUCCUCCGAGAGAAAGAGAGAGAGAGAGAGAGAGAGAGAGAGAGAAAACACUGUAAAUAAUCGAGAAUGAUCACGUCGAGUGAAGAGAGACCGCGAAUGCGAAUGAAUGCGUGCGUGAGUGAGCGCGAGCGAGACGGACACAUAAUACAGCGAAUGUGUGUACGAAUAACUGUAUAAAGACUGAUUAGAUUA